AGCCCUCUAAAGUAGUGAGUUCAGGCUUUCAGGGCUGAGAAGUAGGUAACUUCUGUCUCUGACUGGUCAGACGGAAAAAUGGCUCUCUUACGCUUAACAGUAUAUUUAUUAUAUUCAUGCCUCAAUAGUUUGACAGAAGCGAACAUGGCGCAUUCACCGAGGAUGGUCUUCACAGACACAGUGAAAAGUUUCCCUUUACCUGGACACCAUGCACCCGUACAGAUCGUUCUGGAAGAAAAGCCACACACCGUGACAUCUGUUGGACACAAACACCUGAUUUCAUUCAACUUGCAAAAUCCUCAGCAGACUCCUGUGGAAAGAAAGGUGUUGUGGAAAGAAUGCAGCAGAGAACAUUGUGACUAUAAUAUCUCUGUGGUCCACAAAAGGGAAGAGGCCAACCAGGUGUUUGUGUGUGGAACCGAUGGCAGGGAAACGCUGUGCUGUGACAUGAAUUUAUCAGAGCAGUCACCCACAUGCAUUCCCUCUGAAAAACUGGGAAAAAUAGAAGAAAGCAUAAGGGAAUUUAUCAUACAAGAAGGGGAACAUUCUGCCCUCGUGGAAUCAGCAGGAAGUGCAGAUCUCUACAUCACAUACUCUGGAUCUAAUGAUUUUGUUGGCAUCCACAAGUUUGGGGCAAACAAAGUUGGACCAGCAAACAAUAAUAAUAAAGAGCAGCACUAUGUGGGUUUGGUGGUCAGCAGACAGAAACCCAAACCCUUGCAGGACAAAGUUUAUGCCUUCUAUAAAGAAAAAAACAAAGAGGCGAGCCUGGACAGUGAAAUGUGGCUCCCUUUUGUGACCCAGAUUUGCAUGGCAGAUACUGGUGGUCCCAAGAACAACCUGCAGUUUAGCUGGACGUCCCAGUUGAAUGCAAGGCUCUUCUGUGGUGACCCCACCAGCAGACAGCACUUCUCUGAGCUGGUAGAUGUGGCUACUGUGCAUGCACAAGAGUGGCAGGAUACCACGGUUUAUGCACUCUUCAGAAAUGAAUGGGGGAUGAGUGCUGUGUGUGUCUACACAAUACGAGAUAUUGACAACAUCUUCAGGACCUCCGCAUUUAAAGGUGACUCAGAGGACAGGUCUAGAGAGUGUGUUCAAGACAGUACAAAGAUUACUGCGGAUACCCUGAGGAAGAUCAAGAAGACUUUGGAGAUGGAGAAAUGGAUCAGCCCUGUGGGCAACUCCGGCCCACUUCUCUUUAAUUACCACAGCUACACUCGUAUCUACGCCCAUACUUCCCAGAACAAGAGCAAUGAUCACCCCCCGGUCCUGUUUCUGUCACUAAAUAAUGGAGGGGUUCAUAAGGUGACGCAGAAUAAAACCUCCACCUUUGUCAACGCUGAGUAUCGACCUUUCAACCACACGACCCACAUCCUCAGCAUCAUCCUUCACCCCUCCUCUAGGAAUCUGUAUGUGAACUCCAGAAGUGAACUUGUGCAACUGGAUGUGGCAAACUGUGCCCAGUAUGGAGACAACUGUGAGCAGUGUGUAUUAGCCAGAGAUCCCUACUGCGGCUGGAACAGCAUCAGCUGCACCCUUGCAACAACUAACACACUGCAGGAUGUGGCCCAAGGGAACCAUACCAUCUGCCUAUCUGUGUCAAGUCAGCAGCCUGUGCGUAGCCCAGAUACACAUGCAGACGAGGCCAAGGGAAGCAUCAAACUUCGCUCUCAGUCCAAGUACUUCCUCGAGUGCCCGGUGUCGUCCCAUCACGCCCAGUACACCUGGCAUCACCUUAAAAGCUCCCCAAACAGUGAAAGCUCCACAUCAUGCAACUUAAUGGAGGAGCGGUGCCUUCAUCUGAUAGACAGCAUGGGUCCCGAGCAGGUGGGAACAUACAAAUGUGUGUCGGAGGAGAUGGGCUACAGCAGAGUCCUGGCACAGUACCAAAUACAACUGGAGAACAGGGCGGGGGUGCAUUCAUCCUGCCCACUGGUCUGGGUUUGCCUAAUGGCUGUUCUGAUCAAGAGUUGUCUUGUUAGUCUCGAGUAAAUAACAUGAUACGAAUACAACUGUGAUAAACUCCUGUCUGUAGUCAUACAGUAGCUAGGAGUGCAGCAUUAAUUAAUUAAUGCUUUUAUUAAAAUUGCUAGAAUUUCUAUAUUUCAUAAUUAGUUCUAGCCUUCAAAUGUACUGCUCAAAAAAUGAAGGGAACACAUAAUCAUCACAGUAUAACAUCAUGUAAAUUAAACUUCAGGGAUAUUAUCUGUUCAGUUAGGAAGUAUAAGCAAUUUUGAAUCAGUGUCACCUGUUUUGGUGCAAAUGAAAGUGACAACAUGUGGACUGGAGAGGCAACAGGCAAUGGCCACAGACAGUCCUCUCCUUAUACUUCCUGACUGAUUAUUCUCUAGUUUUGCCAGUGUCCUUGUCACUACUGGUAGCAUGAGGCGGGACCUGCAGCCCAUUCAGGUUGCACAGGUAGUCCAGCUCCUCGAGAAUGGCCAUAGUGUUGUCGCAAGAAGGUUUGCUGUGUCUCCCAGCACGGUCUGAAGAGUACGGAGGAGAUACCAUGAGACAGGCCAUUACACUAGGAGAGCUGGACAGGGCUGAAGAAGGGCAUCAACUCGGCAGCAGGACCAAUAUAUGCUCAUUUGUGCGAGGAGGAACAGGAAGAGCAGAACCCUACAAAAUGGCCUCCAGCGAGCUACUGGUGUUCAUGUUUCUGACCAAACUGACAGACUCCAGAUCCUCUAGUGCUCACAGCCUAGCACCGUGACACUAGACUGACAUUCGCCAGAGAACACAAGAGUUGGCAGAUCCACCCCCCCAGGUUCACACUGAGCACAUGUGACAGAUGUAAAAGAGUCUGGAGAUGCCAUGUUUGAACGUUAUGCUGCAACAAUACCCUGACUGCUGUUAGGUACCGGGAUGAAAUCCUGAGAGCCAUUGUCAGACCGUGUGCUGGUGCAGUGGGCCAUAGCAGUAGCGUGCCCUGAUCCAGGUCUGGUCUCACCAUCUGCCAUCUCAUCAGAAGCAUGCCCAGACGUUGUCAGGAGUGCAUCCAGGCACGUGGGGACCAUACUCACUACUGAGUCACAUUAUGAGUUGCCGUGAUUUCGUUUUUUUUUUACCUGUAUUCCACCCUCAAUCGGUUGGUGGUUUUGGUUUCCACUGACACGUGAUUUUGUUCAGUGAAUCAUACAAUGUACAGUAAAGAUUUUGAACGGUUUUGUUCAUCAAGAUCUGAUGUCUGAUUUAAGUGUUCCCUUGGUUUUUUAUUUUAUUUUUAUGAGCAGUGUAGAAAAUACAUGUUGAAAUGCUCCUCUUACAGUAUUUCUGAAUCCUUUACUGCACUUGACGUUUUGCGCAGAAUGUAAACAAUAAUGAUGCAAUAUUUUGUAAUGUAAGUUAAACUUUUUGAUUAUGUUAAUAAUAAUUCCGUUCGCAUACCAAUUUCAAUAUAAAGCGUGUGGAGCCAGUCAGAUUUAUUAAGAUGUCCAUGGUUGUCUUGGAAACCAGAAACAUGAUAAAACUUGGUUUACUUUGUUAUAUGUCAUACAACUUAUGUCUCCUCUGCUACUAUCUUUGUAGUAAGAAAUACAUGUAGAGUUGUAACUUGGGAAACUGGUUUAAAAAAAAAUGAACUGUUAAUGCUUUUAUUUAUUUAUUGUUGAAAGAUUAUAUUUCAGAAAACCAGAUGCUGGUGCUGCAUGCAGGAAACCUGUGGUGGGUGUAUUGAAACCACUUUUAUGUAGAUUAAGAGGAAAAAAACUUGAGUCUUACAAUAUUUGUAGUAGUAUGAUUUUGAAAUACAACCUGUAAGUGUCUUGCAUCCGUUGCCGUUAAUGUGAAAUUCUGUCUGAAUGGAGGGGACAUUUUCUUAGCAGUACUUUCCUCUCUUGCAUCCUACCUCAGACUUGCUUGACAGCCUUUGCGUUACAACAGACUGAGCCAUAUUUCCUAAUGUUUGAGCUUAUAUGAACAGAGCCAUAAUUAAAUUCCUUCCACCAGUAUUUUCAGGAAAUCUUAGCACUUUAAAUCUUGGAUGAAGAUACAUGUAAUACUUAAUGAUAUAGUUGUACACAAUCUUUAACAUGUUGUAUCUCGGAGUCACUGUUUUGUGUAAAUCACAUCAGGCGUCUUUGCACUUGAUGGCUAGUAAUUGCAAGUAAAGACAAAUAAGGUGAUUUGUGCCUUAUUGUCCCUCAGGGUAAUGAAUACAAUAAAAAUUGGCAUCGCUCAUCGCUGUAUACCGGAGGUAUA
Messenger RNA from Micropterus salmoides (largemouth bass), 4203 nucleotides. Its product is annotated as semaphorin-7A-like. The transcript is spliced from 14 exons. Lineage: Eukaryota; Metazoa; Chordata; Actinopteri; Centrarchiformes; Centrarchidae. Gene Ontology annotation, molecular function: integrin binding; chemorepellent activity; semaphorin receptor binding. The coding region runs from base 79 to 1992 and encodes 637 amino acids. The record is from RefSeq and is a predicted model, not a curated record. Gene Ontology annotation, biological process: positive regulation of macrophage cytokine production; positive regulation of ERK1 and ERK2 cascade; semaphorin-plexin signaling pathway.